Molecule: messenger RNA, 1813 nt
Organism: Pocillopora verrucosa
Lineage: Eukaryota; Metazoa; Cnidaria; Anthozoa; Scleractinia; Pocilloporidae
Product: calsequestrin-1
Biological process (GO): regulation of release of sequestered calcium ion into cytosol
Cellular component (GO): sarcoplasmic reticulum lumen
Molecular function (GO): calcium ion binding
Source: RefSeq, a predicted model, not a curated record
GUACAUAGCGACACUUAUUACAAAGUUUAGUUGCACGGGGUUCAGCUCUCGCUAUGCAGUUUGCAAUGAAGGGCUUCCUUGUUAUACUUUACUUGAGCUUAUUCUAUCACAGCGUCCACUGUCAAGAUGAAGAAUUUGACGAAGUCCAAAGAGAAGAAGAUAAGCUACCACAGUAUCUUAAAGAUGAUGGAAUUCGGCGAGUCGCCAAGCUAACGAAAGACCACUUUAACAAGACGUUGAGAGCGAGUCGAAUGAUGGUAGUUUUAUUUUAUUAUUCGAGCAGCGAAAAGCCAGAUCCUGAAGCUGAUCAAUCGUGGAAAACGGACCAAAAGAUGCUUGAGAUUGUAGCUCGAGUUCUUCAACCACAGGGUGUCACAGUUGGUGUGGUUAAUGUUGCUGAAAACAUGGAGCUAGUAAAAGAAAUGGGUGUGAAAUACUCUGGAGCAAUUAUGGUUUAUCACAGAGGAAAGAGAAUAGAAUAUUUUGGACACAGGUCAGCUGAUGUUCUUGUGGGAUUUCUUCACAAGAUGUUUGAGCCCCCGGUUUCAUUCAUAGAAAGCAAGAAACAGAAGACUUCGUUUGAAGAUAUUGAUGGAAGCAAAGUAAUAGCUUACUUGGAAAAAGACUCGCCAGAAAUCAAAGCAUUCGAAGAAUCGGCCACGCAGCAUCAACCCUUAUUACCAUUCUUUGCUGUUUCUGAUAAGAAGCUUGCCAGAUCAUUUCGGCUCAAGAAACCCAAAACCAUACAACUCUUGAAACCAUAUGAGAAACCUGUCAAUUACCCAGCAGAUAAGACCAUAACAGAAGAAAACAUCAACAAUUUUAUUGCUCAGAACAAGAGAGGCAUUUUAACGAAGAUUAGACUUGAAGAUAUACAUGAUACAUGGUCAACUAAUGUGGAAGGUUAUUUGGUUACCGCUUUCGUGAGGCUUGAUACGAAUGAAGGUUCACAAUUCUUCUCUUUGGUAAAGUCGCUGGCCAGGCGAUACGGAGACGAAAAGAAAUUACAUUUCUUGUGGGUCGAUCCUGAUCCAUUCCCUACGAUGCGUGAUUACUGGCAGAAGUCGUACAAUAUCGAUGUGAACUCUCCUGUCAUCGGGGUCAUUGAGCCAAAAUUUAGCAAAAGUUCUUGGUUCGAAAGGAAAGGAAAGGAACUUAAAUUACGACAUCUCCAACAGUGGGUGGAAGAUGUUCUGGCGGGUAAAGUGGAGCUGAAAGAGCCCGCGGAUUCUGCGGGAGCGAGUCAGGGCCAAAAACGAGAAGAGCAAUUGAAGAAAGAAGAGCUUUGACCCUAGUUGCUUUUUAGUGUCUUAUAUUCAGCGUCUUGUUACGAACAGAGAACGCUACCAAGCUACAUGUUAGGGAAAUAUAUGGCGUCUUAAUUGCGCUCAUUUGAUAAAUUAAACCGAGCGAAGAUUAUAUUAGUAAUCAAAGCUGCGGAAAGGGGCAAACGCGAAUGAUAUCUGCGUUACCCAUCGAUCACCCUGCUUCUCCCCCUCCCACAUCCCUUCUCAUUUCUGACUUUCUUUGGUCUUGGAGUAGUUUUUCUGAAGUAAACGUUAAUGAACAUUUUGAGAUGUUGAUUGUUAGUGAUUUUUCUUUGCAUUUGUUUCGCAUGGGAGAUUUUCGAGCUCGAAUUCUCACUGUAUUUAGGUGAAACAUAACAGUCUUUGCAAAGUAUCUUAUAUUAAAGAAUUUUUUCAAUUUACAAAUCGCAAUGUUGUUAUUGCAGCUAAUUGUAGUUGCUGGUUAGAUGAAUCUUCAAGAUUUCUAGUGCUACGAAUAAAAAUUAUGUUCCCGAAAGCGGGCCUAA